Molecule: messenger RNA, 406 nt
Organism: Agelaius phoeniceus (red-winged blackbird)
Lineage: Eukaryota; Metazoa; Chordata; Aves; Passeriformes; Icteridae
Product: prostate stem cell antigen-like
Cellular component (GO): plasma membrane
Source: RefSeq, a predicted model, not a curated record
AACACAGAGAGGCAGCCCCAAGACAGGUUAUUCCAAGAUGAAGGCUCUCCUUGUGCUCCUGCUGGGAGCGCUCCUGUGCGUGAACUCAGGUUCGUCUUUGCAGUGCUACAGCUGCACCUCCCAGCUCAGCAACUCCAAGUGCCAGACGGUGAAGACGUGUGGAGAGAACAACAUGUGCAAGACGGACGUGAUCCGGGUUGUGGGGCUCGUCAGCAUCAUCAGCAAGGGAUGUGACAGCUCGUGUGAGCCAUCCUACCAGGACUUCAACGUGGGCCACAGGAACAUCUCCUGCUGCAGCAGCGACUUCUGCAAUGCCAACACCGCGGGCAGUGUGAGGUCCAGCUACGGGCUGGCCGGAGGGGUAGCGGCCGGAGUGCUCUGGACCAUCCUCAACAACAAAUUCUGA